Limanda limanda (common dab) is the source of this 15081-nucleotide messenger RNA. RefSeq names its product ryanodine receptor 1-like. The coding region runs from base 1 to 15081 and encodes 5026 amino acids. Gene Ontology annotation, cellular component: sarcolemma; Z disc; calcium channel complex. Gene Ontology annotation, molecular function: protein binding; ryanodine-sensitive calcium-release channel activity. Lineage: Eukaryota; Metazoa; Chordata; Actinopteri; Pleuronectiformes; Pleuronectidae. The transcript has 108 exons. The record is from RefSeq and is a predicted model, not a curated record. Gene Ontology annotation, biological process: intracellular calcium ion homeostasis; calcium ion transmembrane transport.
AUGGCAGAAGGUGCAGAUGGAGAGGAAGAGAUUCAGUUCCUGCGUACGGACGAUCAAGUGGUGCUGCAGUGCACUGCAUCUAUUCUUAAGGAACAGAUCAAGCUGUGUCUGUCAUGUGAAGGGUUCGGGAAUCGUCUCUGCUUCCUUGAGACCACCUCCAACGCUCAGAAUGUCCCUCCAGACCUCGCUAUCUGCUGCUUCAUCUUGGAGCAGUCCCUGUCCGUGCGGGCUCUGCAGGAGAUGCUGUCCAACUCUUCUGUGGAUGAGUCAUCACAAGGAGGGGGUCACAGAACUCUACUGUAUGGACACGCCAUCCUCCUUAAGCACACACACUCCAGCAUGUACUUGAGCUGUUUGACUACUUCGCGUUCACUGACAGACAAACUGGCUUUUGAUGUGGGCUUGCAGGAAGACUCCACAGGGGAGGCCUGCUGGUGGACCAUCCAUCCAGCCUCAAAACAGAGGUCUGAAGGCGAGAAGGUCAGGGUGGGAGAUGACCUCAUUCUCGUCAGUGUAUCUUCAGAGCGAUACCUGCAUCUGUCCUAUGCCAGUGGCGACUUGAUGGUCGAUGCUUCCUUCAUGCAAACGCUGUGGACCAUGACGCCUGUGAUGUCAGGAUGUGAGCUGGCUGAAGGUUUUCUGACUGGAGGUUAUGUGCUCAGGCUGUUCCAUGGUCACAUGGAUGAGUGCUUGGCAAUCCCUGGAGCUGAGCAAGGGGACGACCCGCGCAGAGUUGCUCAUUAUGAAGGAGGGGCAGUGUGCAGCCAUGCCAGGUCCUUAUGGAGACUGGAGCCGCUACGUAUCGGUUGGAGCGGAGGUCACAUUAAAUGGGGCCAGUCUUUUCGGAUCCGUCACAUAACAACAGGCAGGUACCUCUGUCUGGAUGAAGAGAAAGGGCUGCUGCUGGUGGACCCUGAGAAGGCCGUUUCCAAGAUGUCAGCCUUCUGCUUCCGAAUUUCAAAGGAAAAAAUCGAAGUGACACAGAAGCGAGAUGUGGAAGGAAUGGGCAUUCCUGAGAUCAAGUAUGGAGAGUCCAUGUGCUUCGUACAGCACGUGUCAACAGGCCUCUGGCUUACAUACGCUGCUGUCGAUGCAAAAUCGGCCCGUCUAGGUCCUUUAAAAAGAAAGGCAAUACUCCAUAAAGAAGGUCACAUGGAUGAUGCGCUCACAGUGGCCAGAUCUCAGACCGAAGAGUCCCAAGCAGCCCGAAUGAUUCACAGCACAACAGGCCUCUUCAACCAGUUCAUCAAACGUCUAGAUGCUCUAAGUGGGAAAAACAAAUCUUCCAAUCCCCCAUCUCUGCCUAUGGACGCUGUGGUGCUCUCCCUGCAGGACCUCAUUUUCUACUUCAGACCCCCCGAGGAGGAGCUGGAGCAUGAGGACAAACAGUUCAAGCUUCGCUCCCUCAAGAACAGACAGAACCUCUUCCAGGAAGAGGGGAUGAUUACUCAUGUUCUGGACUGUGUUGAUCGGCUCAAUGUCUACAACACAGCAGCCCACUUCUCAGAGUAUGCAGGGGAGGAAGCUGCAGAGUCCUGGAAGGAGAUAGUCAAUUUACUGUAUGAACUGCUAGCAUCUUUGAUCAGAGGGAAUCGUGCAAACUGUGCUUUGUUCUGUGAUAACCUUGACUGGUUGGUCAGUAAACUGGAUCGUUUGGAGGCGUCUUCAGGAAUCCUGGAGGUGUUGUAUUGUGUUCUGAUUGAGAGUCCAGAGGUGUUGAACAUUAUCCAGGAGAAUCACAUCAAAUCAAUCAUCUCUCUGCUGGAUAAACAUGGACGCAAUCACAAGGUGUUGGAUGUGCUCUGUUCUCUGUGUGUGUGUAAUGGGGUGGCUGUGAGGUCAAAUCAGAAUCUCAUCACAGAGAAUCUACUUCCGGGUCGUGACCUACUACUUCAAACCAACAUUAUCAAUUAUGUAACCAGCAUGAGACCCAACAUUUUCCUUGGAACGUGUGAAGGAUCCACUCAGUAUAAGAAGUGGUAUUUUGAGGUGAUGGUGGACCACGUGGAGCCGUUCCUCACAGCUCAGGCUUAUCACCUGCGUGUGGGCUGGGCUCUGACGGAGGGCUAUAGUCCUUACCCUGGUGGAGGUGAAGGCUGGGGUGCUAACGGCGUCGGAGACGACCUCUACUCCUACAGUUUUGACGGACUUAACCUUUGGUCAGGACGUGUUCCACGUCACGUUGCCACACCCAAUCAGCACAUCCUGGCAGCAGAGGACGUCAUAAGCUGCUGUUUGGAUCUGAGCGUGCCGAGCAUUUCCUUUCGUAUCAACGGGUAUCCUGUUCAAGGAAUGUUUGAGAACUUCAACCUGGACGGCCUGUUUUUCCCCGCUGUCAGCUUCUCUGCAGGCGUUAAGUUGCGAUUUCUUCUCGGAGGGCGUCAUGGGGAUUUCAAGUUUCAACCACCCCCCGGCUACGCUCCUUGCUAUGAGGCAGUGCUGCCCAGGGACCGUCUGCGGAUCGAGCCCAUCAAGGAGUAUAAGCACGAUUUCGAUGGCAUCCGCAACCUGCUAGGUCCAACUCAGUCCCUCUCACACACAGCUUUCACUCCUUGCCCCUUGGACACUAUACAGAUUGUGUUACCUCCUCAUUUGGAACGCAUUCGAGAGAAGCUUGCAGAAAAUAGCCACGAGUUAUGGGCUGUUACUCGCAUUGAACAAGGAUGGACCUACGGACCAUUUCGUGACGACAACAAGAAGCUGCAUCCCUGCCUGGUGGAUUUCCAGAGUCUGCCGGAACCAGAGAAGAACUACAAUUUAGCCAUGUCAGGAGAGACCCUGAAGACUCUGCUGGCACUCGGCUGCCAUGUAGGGAUGGGUGAUGAGAAAGCAGAGGAGAAUCUGAAAAGGACCAAGCUCCCCAAAACUUACAUGCAGAGUAGUGGAUAUAAGCCGGCGCCUCUGGACCUCAACUACGUCAAGCUGACCCCCAAUCAAAACACUCUUGUUGAGAGACUGGCAGAAAAUGGACACAACGUGUGGGCAAGAGACCGAGUUCGCCAGGGCUGGACAUACAGCAUUGUCCAGGAUAUAAUGAACAAGCGCAAUCCACGCUUGGUUCCUUACAACCUACUUGACGAAAAGACUAAGAAGACGAACAGAGACACAGUUUGUGCAGCUGUUCGCACUCUCAUUGGAUAUGGUUACAAUAUAGAACCACCUGACCAGGAGGGCUGCACUGGACCAGGCAGCAACCGUGGAGAUAAGAUCCGAGUGUUCCGAGCAGAGAAAUCUUACGCUGUCACUCAGGGGAAGUGGUACUUUGAGUUUGAGGCUGUGACAGUCGGGGAGAUGAGAGUGGGCUGGGCAAGACCCAAUGUUCGUGCAGACACUGAACUCGGUGCAGAUGAGUUGGCAUACGUCUUCAAUGGUUUCAAGGCUCAACGUUGGCAUGUGGGAAAUGAGUCAUUUGGUCGUCAGUGGCUAUCCGGCGACGUGGUGGGUUGUAUGAUCGACCUGACAGAGAUGAACAUCAUGUUCACACUCAACGGGGAAAUGUUGAUCAGUGACUCAGGCUCAGAGAUGGCCUUUAAGGAUAUUGAGAUUGGCGAAGGAUUUAUACCCGUGUGCAGUCUGGGCCUCUCUCAGGUCGGAAGGAUCAACUUGGGUCAGAACGUCAGCAGUCUUCGUUACUUUACCAUCUGUGGCCUGCAGGAGGGAUUUGAACCCUUUGCCAUCAACAUGAAGAGAGACAUCACCAUGUGGUUCAGCAAGAGCCUUCCCCAGUUUAAUAUUGUGCCUACUGAUCAUCCUCACAUUGAGGUGUCCCGUGUUGAUGGGACAGUGGAAUCAGCCCCUUGCCUCAAAGCGACCCACAAGACAUUCGGUUCUCAGAACGCCAACACAGAUCUGCUGUUCUUCAGGCUCAGUAUGCCAGUUGAGUUUCACGAGACCUUCAAAGUCACAGCAGGCACCACCCUCCUUACCCGUACACUGACCAACCCUGAGGAUGAGGUGAUCGAGGUGGACCCGGACUCUGAUUUUGAAAUACUCAAGAAGUCUGCCACUCGCAAUGAGCUGGAGGAGGAGAAGAAAGAACCCUCUGUGCCCAAAGAGAUCCCCAAGAAUGGAGAGAAUGAGAAGGAUGCCUCAACUGAGAAAAGCAAGAAGAAAGGAUUCCUCUUCAAGGCUAAGAAGGCUGCGCUUAUGUCAUCACCACCUAUUGUUCCCGCCAUGCCCCGCUUAAUGGAGGAUGUGGUGCCAGACGACAGGGACGAUGUUGACAUUAUCCUCAACACUACGACAUAUUACUACUCUGUGCGAGUGUUUGCGGGACAGGAGCCUAGUGGCGUGUGGGUGGGCUGGAUCACACCUGACUAUCACCAGUACGACCCUCAUUUUGACAUCAGCAAAGUGAGAAAUGUAACAGUCACUGUAGGUGAUGAUAAAGGCAACAUUCACGGCAGUAUAAAACGCAGUAACUGCUACAUGGUUUGUGGAGGGGAGUUCAGCAGCUCCCAGCAGACCAGAGUCAGUCAGGAGGAUUUUGUGAUUGGCUGUCUUAUUGAUCUGGACACAGGACUCAUGACUUUCACUGCUAAUGGAAAAGAGAUAAACACAUUUUACCAGGUGGAGCCCAACACAAAGCUGUUCCCAGCUGUCUUCGUGCUUCCUUCCAGUCAGAAUAUGAUUCAGUUUGAACUGGGCAAGCUGAAGAACAUUAUGCCAAUCUCUGCCGCCAUGUUCCGGAGUGAGCGCAAGAAUGCCGUCCCCCAGUGCCCUCCUAGACUGGACGUCCAAAUGUUAACCCCGGUCAUCUGGAGCCGCAUGCCCAACCACUUCCUGGCUCCGGAGACAGGCCGUAUUAAUGAGAGACUGGGCUGGGUGGUGCAGUGUAAGGAGCCGCUUACCAUGAUGGCCCUCCACAUUCCAGAGGAGAACAGGUGUAUAGACAUCCUGGAGCUGUCUGAACGAAUGGACCUGCUGAAGUUCCACUAUCAUACCCUGAAGCUGUACGGCUCAGUGUGCGCUCUGGGAAACAAUCGUGUGGCUCACGCUCUGUGCAGCCACGUGGAUGAAUCCCAGCUCUUCUACUCCAUCGAGAACACCUACCUACCGGGACCAAUGAGGAGUGGCUUCUACGACCUACUCAUCAGCAUGCACCUGGAGUCUGCCAAGAGGAACCGACUGGGAACCAACAAGGAAUUCAUAGUUCCAAUGACGGAUGAAACACGCAGUAUUACUCUGUACUCAGACAAAUCUCACGCUUUACCUGGGGUCGGCCUCACAACAUGUCUACGUCCCAAACUCCAUUUCUCGUCUAUUGGCUUUGUGGGAACAGAUCAAGACAUCUACACACUGAGUCCAGUCAUCCCCUUACAGGUUUUAAAGACCAAGGCCCUAAACAUGCUGACUGAGGCUGUGCAAGACGGUGGUCAAGCCAUGAGGGAUCCUGUGGGAGGUAGUGUCGAGUUUCACUUUGUUCCAAUCCUGAAGCUCAUCAGUACUCUCCUCAUCAUGGGUGUGUUCGAUGAUGAAGACGUCACACACAUUCUGAAGAUGAUUGAGCCGACGGUCUUCACUGCGGAGGAAGAAGAAGAGGAGUAUGAGGAUGACGGCUUGGGUGAGGAUGAGGAGGAGGAAGAGUUCGAAGAAGAGGAAGAAUUAGAGGAGGAAGAGUCGAUCAUGCCACGCAAUGACAAAGAGAUGAAACCUGCAGAGGCUAAAGAAGGGGAAGCUAAAGAACAUCUGGAGCAAGGACUUUUCCAGAUGAAGCUUCCAGAGUCUGUAAAAUUACAGAUGUGCACUCUACUGCAGUAUUUCUGUGACUGUGAGCUACGCCACAGAGUGGAGGCCAUCACUGCCUUUUCUGACCAGUUCGUCAGCCAGAUCCAGUCCAACCAGCGGCAUCGCUACAACGAACUGAUGCUGGCCUUCACCAUGAGUGCGGCCGAGACCGCCCGCAAGACCCGAGAAUUUCGGUCCCCACCACAGGAGCAGGUCAACAUGCUCAUGAAUUUCAAGAACUGCGCUGAAGAUGAAGAGUGCCCCAUUCCUGAUGAGGUCCGAGAAUCCCUGCUGGUUUUUCACAAUGUUCUGCUCGUCCACUGUGGUGUUCAUAUUGAAGAAGAAGGGCAAGAGGAGGAAGUGGAUUAUUCUCUCCGCGGACGACUGUUACGUUUGUUGGUUAAGGUGAAGAAGUUCCACGAGAAGAAGGUGGUGCUGGAGCCGGAGCCACAGGAAGACAAAAAACCAAGCACACUGCAGGAGCUGAUUUCCCAUACUAUGAUCCACUGGGCCCAGGAAUCAUUCAUCCAGAACCCUGAGCUUGUGCGCAUGAUGUUCAGCCUCCUUCACAGGCAGUACGACGGGCUGGGCGAGCUCAUGCGGGCCCUCCCCAAGGCCUACACCAUCAAUGCGGUAUCAAUUCGGGACACUAUGGACCUGCUGGAGUGCCUGGGACAGAUCCGCUCACUGCUUAUUGUCCAGAUGGGUCCAGAGGAAGAGAGGCUUAUGAUUCAAAGCAUAGGGAACAUCAUGAGUAACAAAGUUUUCUAUCAGCACCCCAACUUGAUGCGAGCGCUGGGCAUGCAUGAAACUGUAAUGGAGGUCAUGGUUAAUGUACUGGGUGGUGGGGAUUCAAAGGAGAUCAGAUUCCCUCGAGUGGUGACAAACUGUUGCCGUUUCCUUUGCUAUUUCUGUCGCAUCAGUCGCCAAAAUCAGCGCUCUAUGUUUGACCACCUCAACUACCUUCUGCAGAACAGUGGCAUCGGACUUGGAAUGCGGGGCUCCACCCCCUUGGACGUGGCCGCGGCGUCUUGUAUCGACAACAAUGAGCUUGCAUUGGCUCUCCAGGAGCAGGACCUGGAAAUGGUGGUCAAGUAUUUAGCUGGAUGUGGACUGCAGAGCUGCCCGAUGCUGCUGUCUAAAGGCUACCCUGACAUUGGUUGGAAUCCAUGUGGUGGAGAGAAAUACUUGGACUUUCUUCGUUUUGCUGUAUUUGUCAACGGAGAGAGCGUAGAGGAGAAUGCCAACGUGGUGGUACGUCUCCUCAUCCGCAGACCUGAGUGCUUUGGUCCGGCCCUGAGAGGGGAAGGAGGCAACGGUCUUCUGGCUGCAAUAGAGGAGGCCAUCAAGAUAUCAGAGGACCCUGCAAGAGAUGGACCUAGUGUAAAGAAAGACAGACGCUUUCCAAUGUUUGGGGGAGAGGAGCAGCAUGAGGAGAACAAGGUGCACCUGGGAAAUGCCAUCAUGUCGUUCUACUCCGCUCUGAUCGACUUGCUGGGACGCUGCGCUCCAGAGAUGCAUUUGAUUCAGGCUGGUAAGGGUGAGGCUCUCAGGAUCAGGGCCAUUCUGAGGUCUCUUGUCCCUCUUGAGGAUCUGGUGGGAGUCAUCAGCCUUUCUCUUCAGAUUCCUGCUUUAGGAAAAGACAACAGCAUCAUAGAGCCAAAGAUGUCUGCUAGUUUUGUGCCGGAUCACAAGGCUCCCAUGGUGCUGUUCCUGGACAGAGUGUAUGGUAUUGACAACCAGGAUUUCUUGCUCCACGUGCUGGAGGUGGGAUUUCUGCCUGACAUGAGGGCUGCUGCCUCUCUGGACACGGUUGCUUUCAGCACCACAGAGAUGGCCCUCGCUUUGAACCGCUACCUGUGUGGUGCUGUGUUGCCGCUCAUCACCAAGUGCGCCCCACUCUUUGCUGGCAGCGACCACCGCGCCAUAAUGAUCGACUCCAUGUUGCACACAAUCUACCGGCUGUCUCGUGGACGAGCCUUUACAAAGGCCCAAAGAGACAUCAUUGAAGAGUGCCUCAUGGCCUUGUGCAAACAUCUACGUCCCUCCAUGCUUCAGCACCUGCUCAGACGGCUGGUGUUUGAUGUGCCCAUUCUGAAUGAGUAUGCCAAAAUGCCACUGAAGCUUCUAACCAAUCACUAUGAGCGUUGCUGGAAAUAUUAUUGCCUGCCUAAUGGUUGGGCCAACUUUGGGCUGGCGUCAGAGGAGGAGCUGCAUCUGACCCGAAAACUGUUUUGGGGAAUCUUUGAAUCUUUGGCACACAAGAAAUUUGAUGCAGAGAUUUUCAAAAUAUCAAUGCCAUGCAUCUGCGCCAUCGCUGGAGCCAUUCCUCCCGACUAUGUAGAUGCCACUUACUCCUCCAAAACAGAGAAAAAGGCGUCAGUAGAUGCAGAGGGAAACUUUGAUCCGAAACCAGUGGAGACGACAAAUACCAUCAUCCCUGAGAGACUGGAUCCCUUCAUCAACAAAUAUGCAGAAUAUACCCAUGAUAGAUGGGCCUUUGAAAAGAUCCAGAAUAACUGGUCCUAUGGUGAAGUGUUGGAUGAAAAUGCAAAAACUCAUCCGAUGCUGAGGCCGUACAAAACCUUCUCAGAGAAAGACAAAGAGAUCUACCGUUGGCCGAUCAAAGAGUCAGUCAAAGCCAUGGUGGCGUGGGAGUGGACCAUAGAUAAAGCGAGAGAGGACGAGGAGUCGGACAAGAAGAAAGCAUCCUCACGUAAAAUCUCACAGACCGCUCAGGCAACCUAUGACCCAAGCCAUGGCUACAGUCCACAGCCCAUUGACAUCACACAUAUGUCUCUUUCAAGGGAUCUGCAGUCUAUGGCAGAGCAACUGGCAGAAAAUUACCAUAACACCUGGGGACGAAAGAAAAAGUUAGAGAUGCAGUCCAAGGGAGGUGGAACACAUCCUCUACUGGUGCCAUACGAUACUCUGACGGCCAAAGAAAAGGCACGAGACAGAGAGAAGGCUCAUGAACUGCUCAAGUUCCUGCAGCUUAAUGGAUAUGCUGUUACAAGGGGCCUGAAAGACAUGGAGGGUGACAUCUCAUCCAUCGAGAAGAGAUUUGCUUAUGGUUUCCUGCAGAAGCUGUUGAAAUGGAUGGAAAUUGCCCAGGAGUUCAUUGCUCAUCUUGAGGCUGUGGUGAGCAGUGGACGAGUGGAGAAGUCUCCUCACGAGCAGGAAAUCAAAUUCUUCGCCAAGAUCUUGAUGCCUCUAAUCAACCAGUAUUUCAAAAACCACUGCCUCUACUUCUUGUCAACACCUGCGAAAGUCCUGGGCAGCGGUGGCCAUUCCUCCAAUAAGGAGAAGGAGAUGAUUGCAAGCAUCUUCUGUAAAAUGUCCGCUCUGGUGAGACACAGAGUUUCUCUCUUUGGAACCGAUGCUUCAGCAAUCGUUAACUGUCUUCACAUUCUGGCACGGUCACUGGACGCAAGGACAGUAAUGAAGUCAGGGCCGGAGAUUGUGAAAGCGGGGCUGCGGUCGUUCUUUGAGAGCGCUGCUGAUGAUAUAGAGAAGAUGGUGGAGAAUCUCAAACUGGGCAAAGUUUCCAAAGGGAAUCAGCAAGUCAAAGGCGUGUCUCAGAACAUCAACUACACCACCAUCGCCCUGCUGCCAGUGCUCACCUCCCUGUUCGACCACAUCGCACAGCACCAGUUUGGAGAUGAUGUCAUGUUGGAUGAUCUACAGAUGUCGUGCUAUCGCAUCAUGUGUAGCAUCUACUCCUUAGGGACUGUCAAGAAUCCACAUGUUGAGAGGCAGAGGCCAGCUCUUGGAGAAUGUUUGGCUCACCUUGCAGCAGCCAUGCCAGUCGCCUACGUAGAACCCCAUCUGAAUGAAUACAAUGCUUUCUCUGUCUACACCACAAAGACGCCGAGGGAGAGAGCCAUCUUGGGCCUUCCCAGUGAGGUCCAGGAACUCUGUCCAGACAUUCCCGAGCUGGAUUCUCUGUUGAAGGAGAUUGGAGACUUGGCCGAGUCGGGGGCUCGUUACACUGAGAUGCCUCACGUGAUUGAAAUUACUUUGCCCAUGCUGUGUAACUACCUGCCUCGCUGGUGGGAGAGAGGGUUCGAAAACUUCCCUGAAUUGGAGGGCCAGCUCUGCACCGAGGUCACGUCAGAACACCUCAAUCAGCUGCUGGGUAGCAUCAUGAAAAUUGUAGUCAACAACUUGGGUAUCGAUGAGGCCUCUUGGAUGAAGAGGUUGGCUGUGUUUUCGCAGCCCAUUGUCAGCAGGGCCAAGCCAGAGAUGCUCAAGUCCCACUUCAUCCCAACAAUGGAGAAGCUGAAGAAACGCACAUCGAAGGUGGUGGCUGAAGAGGAUCAUCUGAGGAUGGAGGGCAAAUCCGAGGGAGAUGAAGAAGAUGGAACGAUACGGGAUGAGUUUGCUGUCCUCUGCAGGGACUUGUAUGCACUCUACCCUCUACUGAUUCGCUAUGUGGACAACAACAGGGCAAGAUGGCUGACGUGCCCUGACCCCGAUGCAGAAGAGCUCUUCCGAAUGGUUGGAGAAGUCUUUAUUUUUUGGUCCAAAUCUCACAACUUCAAGAGAGAAGAACAGAACUUUGUGGUGAUGAAUGAGAUCAAUAACAUGUCAUUCCUCACUGCUGACAGCAAGAGCAAAAUGACCAAGGGCGGGGACUCAGAGGGAGGAGGCUCCGACACCGAACGCACCAAGAAGAAGAAACGGGGAGAUCGCUACUCUGUGCAGACGUCACUUAUUGUGGCUGCUUUGAAAAAGAUGCUCCCCAUAGGCCUCAACAUGUGCUCCCCCGCCGAUCAGGAACUUAUCAACUUGGCCAAGAUCCGAUACUCUUUGAGAGACACUGAUGAAGAAGUGAGAGAGUUCCUGCAGAACAAUCUUCAUCUUCAAGGGAAGGUGGACAACCCAUCCAUGCGCUGGCAGAUGGCUCUGUACAAGGAGAUGGCGGGGAAGGCCGAAGAUGCUGAUGCUCCGAUGAAAGUAGUGAAGAGAGUUCAGGAGGUUUCUGCUGUCCUCUACCACCUGGAAGUGACGGAGCACCCGUUUAAAUCCAAGAAGAUGGUGUGGCACAAACUGUUGUCCAAGCAGAGACGCAGGGCUGUGGUCGCUUGCUUCAGAAUGACACCACUUUACAACAUCCCCAGGCACAGAGCUUCAAAUAUGUUCCUCGAGGGAUACAAGCGCAACUGGCUUCACACUGAGGGUUACUCAUUUGAAGACAGGAUGAUAGAUGACUUGUCUAAAGCAAUGGAGCAAGAGGAAGGAGACGAAGAGGAGGAGAGAGAAACAAAGCCGGAUCCUCUUCACCAGCUCAUUCUGCAUUUCAGUCGUACCGCUCUAACAGAAAAGAGUAAACUAGAUACAGAUCACCUGUAUAUGGCUUAUGCAGAUAUUAUGGCAAAGAGUUGCCAUAUUGGUGAGGAAGAAGAAGGAGAGGAAAUAGUGGAAAGUGCUGAAGAUGAGCUGCCGUUUGAGGUGCGACAGUCAGAACUGGAAAAAGAAAUGGAGAAACAAAGGCUCCUGUACCAGCAGUCCAGACUUCAUAAUCGUGGUGCUGCAGAGAUGGUUCUGCAAAUGAUCAGUGCCUGCAAAGGCGAGACAGGCCCGAUGGUGUCCACAACACUAAAGCUGGGUAUCUCCAUCCUUAACGGUGGAAACUGUGAGGUUCAACGAAAAAUGCUGGAGUACCUGAGGGAUAAGAAGGACGUGGGCUUCUUUUUGAGUGUCCAAGCUUUGAUGCAGACAUGCUCUGUCCUGGAUCUAAAUGCCUUCGAGAGGCAGAACAAGGCAGAGGGGCUGGGCAUGGUUUCCGAAGAGGGCACGAAUGAGAAAGUGAUGGCAGACGAUGAGUUCACCUGUGACCUCUUCCGUUUCUUGCAGUUGCUUUGUGAAGGUCACAAUAACGACUUUCAGAACUAUUUGCGGACCCAGACGGGAAGCACAACGACCAUCAACGUCAUCAUCUGCACCGUAGAUUACCUCCUCCGACUUCAGGAGUCUAUCAGUGAUUUCUACUGGUACUACUCUGGGAAGGACGUAAUCGAUGAACCAGGCAAAAAGAAUUUCUCCAAAGCUAUGAUUGUGGCGAAGCAGAUUUUUAACAGUCUAACUGAAUAUAUUCAGGGCCCAUGCACUGGCAACCAGCAGUCCCUGGCCCACAGCAGGCUGUGGGAUGCUAUUGUCGGGUUCCUUCAUGUCUUUGCCCACAUGAUGAUGAAGCUGGCACAGGACUCGAGCCAGAUCGGUUUGCUGAAGGAGCUUCUUGACCUGCAGAAAGACAUGGUUGUUAUGUUGCUCUCACUGUUGGAGGGCAACGUGGUUAAUGGUACGAUCGCCCGCCAGAUGGUGGACAUGCUGGUGGAGUCCUCCAGUAACGUUGAGAUGAUCCUCAAGUUCUUUGACAUGUUCCUCAAACUGAAAGACAUCGUGGCUUCGGACGCUUUCCGAGAUUAUGUCACGGACCCGCGAGGACUGAUCUCCAAGAAGGACUUCCAGAAGGCCAUGGACAGUCAGAAACAGUACGCCCCCUCGGAGAUCCAGUUUCUUCUGUCCUGCUCGGAGGCUGAUGAGAACGACAUGAUCAACUACGAGGAGUUUGCCAGUCGCUUUCAGGAACCCGCCAAAGAUAUCGGCUUCAACAUCGCUGUGCUGCUCACCAACCUGUCUGAGCACGUCCCCCAUGACACCAGGCUACAGAACUUCCUCGGGCAGGCAGAGAGUGUGCUGAACUACUUCCGCCCCUUCCUGGGCCGUAUUGAAAUAAUGGGCGCCAGCAGAAAGAUUGAGCGCAUCUACUUUGAAAUCAGUGAAGUGAACCGCAAGCAGUGGGAGAUGCCCCAAGUCAGAGAGUCCAAACGACAGUUUAUCUUUGAUGUGGUCAAUGAGGGGGGGGAAUCCGAGAAAAUGGAAAUGUUUGUCAACUUCUGUGAGGACACCAUCUUUGAGAUGAAUAUAGCCUCUCAGAUUUCAGAGCAGGAGGAAGAGGAGAAGGGAGAGGAGGAUGACAAAGUAGAGGAAAGUGGAGGUGAGGCAGGACAAGGAGGGGGAGCAAACGGAGGAGGGGAUGAGGACAGUAACGGGGAGGAAGGAGAGCCCGAAUCGAGCUCGGCCUUUGCAGACUUUAUAAACAGCAUGUUGGGCUUCUUUAGCAUUUUCACCUUCCGUAACCUUCGCAGACAAUAUCGCAGAGUGAGGAAGAUGACCAUCAAAGAGAUCGUGGUGGCUCUGUCCACUUUCUUCUGGACCAUCCUGAUGAGCAUACUCCACUUCAUUUACAAUGUGUGCAAAGGCUUCUUUAUGAUCAUCUGGCAAACUCUGUUCGGUGGUGGCCUAGUGGAGGGGGCGAAAAAUAUCACGGUGACGGAGAUUUUAGCCAGCAUGCCGGACCCCACGCAGGACGACGUGCACGGGGACGGACCCGGGGAGCCGAGGACGGGGGAGGAACAAGAGACUGGGGGGGUGACGGACACUGGAGAGACUGGCAGUGGGGAGGAGGAAGAGGAGGACACCCAGGAAAAAGAGGGGGGGAGGAUACCAGGUAUGGAUGCUCCAGGUGGACUCGGUGACAUGGGUGUAGAGGCAGCUGUCGAACCUCCUACACCCGAAGGAACGCCCAUAACAAAGAGGAAAAAGGUAAGGGAAAAGGAGACCCCUGGAAUUGUGGUGGUUACUGUCCAGAAACCCCCCGAACCUGUUCCAGUAGCAGAGCCUCCUCCAGAACCUGAAAAAGCAGAUGUUGAAUCUGGAGAGAAAGAGGAGAAAGAAUCCCAGAGCAAAGAGAAAGAGCAGCCAGAAGAACCCAGGAAAUCUGCAAAGAAAAAAGAGAAGAAGCCGAAAAGGGAGGGAGGCUUUCAGAUCUGGGCUGAGCUGGAAACCCAAAGAAUGAAAUUCAUGAACUACCUCUCCAGAAACUUUUACAACCUGCGUUUUUUGGCUCUGUUCCUUGCAUUUGCGCUGAACUUCAUUCUGCUGUUCUACAAGGUGUCUGAAGUCCCACCCGGUGGUGAGGAAAUGGAAGGAUCUGGAAUGGGGGAGGGCAGCGGGCUGUUCGAGGGCUCUGGCUUGUUUGAAGGUUCAGGGGAAGAAGCUGAGGGAUCUGGAUGGGAUGAUGGAGAAGACGAGGAUGAGGAAGACGUGCCGGUUUAUUUCUAUUUAGAGGAGAGCACGGGCUACAUGCAGCCCACCAUGGCCUUCAUCGCCCUCCUGCACACAGUCAUCUCGUUCAUCUGCAUCAUCGGCUACAACUGCCUCAAGAUUCCACUUGUGAUCUUUAGAAGAGAGAAAGAACUCGCAAGAAAGCUUGAGUUUGAUGGACUUUACAUCACCGAGCAGCCUGAGGACGAUGACAUCAAGGGCCAGUGGGACCGUCUGGUCCUCAAUACACCCUCCUUCCCGAACAACUAUUGGGAUAAAUUUGUCAAACGAAAGGUUCUUGAUAAGUACGGAGACAUUUACGGCAGAGAAAGAAUCGCCGAACUGCUCGGUGUUGAUUUAGCCUCCCUGGACGUGAGUAAGGAGCACGAGAAGAAACAGGAAGAACCAGACAACUCUGUGUUUGCAUGGGCGACCACCGUCGACAUCAAGUACCAGAUCUGGAAAUUUGGUGUUGUGUUCACAGACGGUACUUUCCUGUAUCUCUGUUGGUACCUGAUAAUGUCUUUGCUUGGACAUUACAACAACUUCUUCUAUGCCUGUCACCUGCUGGACAUCGCCAUGGGUGUGAAAACUCUCCGCACGAUCCUGUCCUCAGUCACACACAACGGCAAACAGCUCAUGAUGACUGUGGGCUUGUUGGCCGUGGUGGUGUACCUCUACACCGUCAUCGCCUUCAAUUUCUUCCGCAAGUUUUACAACAAGGGCGAGGAGGAGGACGAACCAGAUAUGAAAUGCGAUGACAUGAUGACUUGUUACUUGUUUCACAUGUACGUGGGUGUGCGGGCUGGAGGAGGCAUCGGGGAUGAGAUCGAGGAUCCUGCUGGAGAUGAAUACGAGCUGUAUCGAGUGGUCUUUGAUAUAACCUUCUUCUUCUUCGUCAUUGUCAUUCUGCUGGCUAUUAUUCAGGGUCUGAUCAUUGAUGCCUUUGGAGAACUCAGAGACCAACAAGAGCAGGUCAAGGAAGACAUGGAGACAAAAUGCUUCAUAUGUGGCAUUGGGAGCGACUACUUCGACACGACGCCACAUGGGUUCGAAACUCACACUUUAGAUGAGCACAACCUGGCCAAUUACAUGUUCUUCUUAAUGUAUCUUAUCAACAAAGAUGAUACAGAGCACACUGGACAGGAGUCGUACGUGUGGAAGAUGUACCAGGAGCGUUGCUGGGACUUCUACCCGGCUGGAGACUGUUUCAGAAAACAAUACGAGGACCAGCUCUCCUAA